Messenger RNA from Guyanagaster necrorhizus, 552 nucleotides. RefSeq names its product acyl-CoA N-acyltransferase. The coding region runs from base 1 to 552 and encodes 183 amino acids. Gene Ontology annotation, molecular function: acyltransferase activity, transferring groups other than amino-acyl groups. NCBI's taxonomy places the organism in Eukaryota, Fungi, Basidiomycota, Agaricomycetes, Agaricales, Physalacriaceae. The transcript has 2 exons. The record is from RefSeq and is a predicted model, not a curated record.
AUGUUCACGACUGAGCGUCUUUAUCUACGCGCCUUCAGGGACUCCGACUUGGAGUCCCUCCUCAACCUCUGGAACGACCCACUCGUUCAGCCAAUGAUUACGAACGAAUACAUCUGUCCGCGCGGAAGCAGAUUUGCCGAAUUCCUCCGCAAAGCGGCUGAUUCAGAGAAGAAUACCCUCUGGCUCAUCGUCAAGGCACGCGAUUCGGGAGAAUUCGUGGGACAGACAACGUUAACGGUGGGAAAUCAUAAGAAUCGCGAUGGUACAUUCGGUGUUAUGCUCUUGCCCAAGUUUUGGGGUCAGGGGUAUGGGACUGAGGUUACAAAGUUUGUCGUGGACUAUUCGUUUAGAGAACUGGCGCUGCACAGGGUUUCUUUAUCGGUCUUUGAAAGGAACAAGAGCGCUAUCAAUUUGUAUAAGAGGAUGGGAUUUCUUGAGGAAGGUCGAAAGCGGAAGGCCAAUUGGGUUCAUGGAGGAUGGGAGGAUAUUUUCUUGAUGGCAAUAUUGGAUGAGGAAUGGGAGGUACAACGUGUGACGUUAAAAUUAGGUUGA